Messenger RNA from Onthophagus taurus, 3413 nucleotides. Lineage: Eukaryota; Metazoa; Arthropoda; Insecta; Coleoptera; Scarabaeidae. The record is from RefSeq and is a predicted model, not a curated record.
AUGUUGGCACGAUCUAAUUCGCUUGGGUGAAUCCCCAGCAGUGUUGCCAAACGUACGAUAAUUAUCGUACAUGUACAAUUAUUUCAAUUCGUAUACAAUAAUACAUUGAUACUCAUUAUCGUACGAUAAUUUGGAACAUAUAUAAUUUGCAACACAACUUAAUUUUUUAUGAAAUUUGCACAACUUUAUAAAUGGAUUAUUUUUUGCGAAUUCUACAACUGUUUAUACCUAUAUGUAUUGGUUCCCGGCUCGAGCGCUCGUGAUUCCCAACUUAAUCUAUACAGGGAUUCCCCUAACCGUUACAUGAACGGCUUGUUUGCGAUCGUUGAAACGUAAAAAGUUAUAUGCAGUUCAUCGUUUACGGGUUUACGGCAAAUACCGUUUUGAAGAAAAUGUCUGGCAGUGAUAGUAAUGCUACAUCUUCUAAAAUACCUAAAAAUGAGAUGAGAACAUAUUUGAAGAACAUACCAAAGACCUAAUCAGAUAUGAGACUCCAUCUAAAGAAUUAAGAGUCUGCUAUAUUUGCUAAGGUCUUCUUGAAUUUUUAUAUGAAUGGAGAUAUUAAAGAUUAAUCAAUUCAAUAUGGAUCAAAUAUUUUCGUCCCUGCCAGGCUGGUGAGUAAUCAAAAUCAAGAAACCAUAACUUCUCCUGGAGCAUCCAAAAAACUGGACACUAUCGACCUAUCGUCAUUCGUUGAUCAAGAUCAAAGAUCAGCUCCAGACACAGACCUAACCUUAUAUCUGGACUCGGGUACAUUUAUAUGAAUCUCAUGCGGAUUAUGAUCAAGUCUGAGUCCGAAGUAGAGAAGCACUCUUAUGAAUACUUAGGCGCGAGGAUCAGAUAAUUCCUUAGAGGAUUUCUCUACCAGGACCUAAUUCCACCUCCCCUCAAAAAUAUCUUUCCCGGUUUUCGGAGACUGGCACUAUUUUGAUUUGUAGCUAAUAGAUACUUAUAAAUCACCUCAGGCUGACAUUAAGAUGACCAGAAGCAUACUAAGAUCAGUUUGCAAGUUGUUUUUUACAUCAGUUGAUUCAACAAAGCAAAAAAGCUAUUGGGAUGAACUCAGGUGAACUCAUGGGAUGCAUGGCUUUUGAAGGCAUGUCUGUAACCAUCAAUCAUAUGGAUGUUUGUUACGACGUCGUACAUCAAAUUUAGAAGUAAUUCAACUUAGAAAGAAAAAAGUAUGAAUUUAAUCAAAUUGUAUUGUUAGUCGAUAGACCUCGUAAUUACACAGUUAAUGAGAAGGAUCAAAAAGAAAUAAAACUGAUAACAACUAGUUACGAAAAACAGCCAAUUACGGUAAUGUUAUGUGUUACUCCUGAUGGUUAAAAAUUACCGCCAUAUAUAAUACUCGCUAGAAAAAAAAUUUCCCAUGUUAUAGUUCUAACGCAAAAGAUGGAAGAUUGGUUGAAUGUGAUAUAGAACAGACGUCGCGGAUAUCUAAGUAAACCAUUAAAUAUGCUAAUACCAGAUGGAUUUCGAGGUCAUUUAAUAGAAGAUGUAAAAACUAAAGUUAAAAAAAACAACGGUGAUUUGGUGAUUAUAGCUGGAGGUAUGACAAGUGUGUUACAGCCAUUUGAAGUUUCAAUUAAUAAGCCCUUCAAGGAUUAUUUAAGAAAAGUAUAAGAAUUAUGGUUAAUAAGUGCCGGCCAUCCACUAACAUCAACCGGAAAAAUUAAAAAAGCUAGUGCAUCAACAGUUGCGAAAUGGGUUAAAUCAGCGUGAAAAGAAUCGCAGAAAACAUAAUCAAGCAUUCAUUUAAAAAAUGUUGUAUUAUGAACGUCUUAGAUCGUUCAGAGGAUGAUUUUUUAUGGGAAGAAGAUAGUACUGAUUCAGAAUCAGGCAGCAAUAAUAGUGUAAAUGAAGUGGUUAAAGUUCGUCGCCUUCACAUUCUAUGUCAAUUUUAAACGUACAUACAUAAUCUAUUAUCAGGAACGUUACAACCACAUUAUAAGCAAAUGAUUAAACAACAUUCGUAAUUUAUUUAUCUUGUGGGUAAAUGAACAAAAGGCAAUGACAACCAAAAUGUAGAAAUAAAAAAAUUAGAGCGCAUGCGUAUUAAAGUAACUUUUCAAUGAUAAACGUAAUGCUCUACAAAUAUAAUUAACUCACAUUUAUGAUUAAUGAUUCUAUUUUUAUUCACAACAUGUAAUAAUGUAAUUACUCUAGAUCUUACUUGAAAUGAUUGUUUUAACACACACCUUACACAGGAGAUACACGAUGGUUACACAACCUUUGUGAGUUAGAUAGUGUCGUAGAACGUUCGUCGCCUUUAUUUUUUUACAUACUAACCCUUAGGGGAAUACCCUUUCUUUAAAAAAUGGCGAUUGUGGCUGGUUUUGGUAAUCCUUUAUUGGACAUUACGAUAAAAAUACACGACGAUAAAUUAUUACAGAAAUAUAACCUCAAAAUCGACGAUCAAUCACAAAUUAAAGAAAAUGAAAUGAAAAAUUUAUUACAAGACAUUAAAGAUUUUUCCAGUGCACAUACUUUAGGGGGAAGUGUUUUAAACACAUUAAGAGUUUUUCAAUGGUUAAAUUCUAACAAUAAUUCUUGUUCCUAUAUGAUUGGAGCGAUUGGAAAUGAUUAUGAGGGAAAAUGUUUAAAAAGCCUCGCUGAAGAAGAUGGAGUGGAAACUUUAUUCGCAAUUUCUCAAGAAAAAUCUACAGGUGUCUCAGUAGCUUUAGUACAAAACGAAACUAGAUGUUUAGUGGCUUAUGUAGGAGCUGCAGAAACAUUUUCAAUUAAAAAUUUAGAACAAAUUACUCAAAAUUGGAAACUUAUCGAAAAUGCAAGUGUCUUUUAUAUAGAAGGAUUCUUUUUAACUGAUCGACAUGAAGUUACUAAACAUAUUAUGCAAUGGACAAGGUCGGAAAAAAAGUUGUUAAUGUAUAAUAUGAGUGCUCCAUAUAUUUCUCAAGAAAAUUCAAGUAUGGUUAAAUAUAUCAUUGAAAAUUGCGAUAUUUUAAUUGGAAAUACCAACGAAUUCAAGGCAUACUUAGACAUCCACGAACCUAAUUCAACCCCUUUAGAUUAUGCCUUAAAAUUAAACAAAUCUUUCCUUCAACAAACAAAUUUUAAAUAUCGCAAAAUGAUUUUAAUAACAGAUGGCCCUAAUCCAAUAACUUGUAUAUACGGUGAUAAUGAAAAAAUUAUUGUUUCAACUGAAAAACUAUCCACAGAAAAAAUUAAAGACACCACCGGUGCUGGAGAUGCUUUCGCAGCUGGAUUUAUAAGCGGCUUAUUUAAAGAUUUUCCACCUGAUAAAUGCAUAAAAUAUGGUUCAUGGGCUGCGUUACAAAUAAUUCAACAAGUUGGAUGUAAAAUUCCCGAUUACUCACCUGAUUUUAAUUAGAAUCUUCCGUUAUUGUUCUUAUAACAGCUAAAAUACAAAUAAAAAAUGUUUACAUAUA